AUGGGGUCGGGAAAAAGGAAGUACCUCAUAGUAGCAGUGGACUACUUCACCAAGUGGGUAGAGGCGGAACCCGCUGGCAACCAUAACAAGUGCCCGUUGCAAGCACUUUGUGUACAAAAAUAUUUUGUGCCGUUUUGGGGUCCCGAUGCAACUCAUCACCGACAACGGACGCCAAUUCGAGGGGCAAGAGUUCGAGGGGUUCUGUGCCGAAUGGCACAUUACUCACAGCCGGGUAGCUGUGUGCUACCCUCAAGCAAAUGGCCAGGUGGAAAAUGCCAACCGCACCAUCGUGGGCGGCCUGAAAAAGAAACUGGAAUCCGCAGGGGGAGCGUGGGUGGAGGAGCUCGACGCCAUUCUUUGGGCCUACCGCACCACCCCCGGAGGGCUACUGGGGAGACACCUUUUUCCUUAGCCUACGGUUUCGAAGCCCGAGCUCCAGCGGAGGUAGUCAUACCUUCCCGGCGGGAGGAGGACUACGACCCUGACACGAACGAGGAGCACCAUAGAAUUGACCUCCACAUGAUUGAUGACAGGCGCGAAGCAGCCGCGAUUCGAGCUGAAAACUACCAGAGCAGACCAAGGCGUAUCACGAUAAGCGGGUCCGACCCCGCUAUUUCCAAGUAG
Ipomoea nil (Japanese morning glory) is the source of this 624-nucleotide messenger RNA. RefSeq lists its product as uncharacterized. The record is from RefSeq and is a predicted model, not a curated record. The transcript has a single exon. The coding region runs from base 1 to 624 and encodes 207 amino acids. NCBI's taxonomy places the organism in Eukaryota, Viridiplantae, Streptophyta, Magnoliopsida, Solanales, Convolvulaceae.